Molecule: messenger RNA, 5878 nt
Organism: Polyodon spathula (Mississippi paddlefish)
Lineage: Eukaryota; Metazoa; Chordata; Actinopteri; Acipenseriformes; Polyodontidae
Product: nuclear factor of activated T-cells, cytoplasmic 1-like
Exons: 10
Coding region: 303-3116 (937 amino acids)
Biological process (GO): cytokine production; regulation of transcription by RNA polymerase II; calcineurin-NFAT signaling cascade
Cellular component (GO): transcription regulator complex
Molecular function (GO): RNA polymerase II cis-regulatory region sequence-specific DNA binding; transcription factor binding; DNA-binding transcription factor activity, RNA polymerase II-specific
Source: RefSeq, a predicted model, not a curated record
GCAGAUGACGUUCUCAAUUACAUUACCAUCAGAGAGCCAAAACACCAGGCAUUCGCGGUCUCCAAGGAAAGAGAGUCAGUCAUUCAUCUAAAACUUCUCUAAUGCACACACAGGUUCACUGUCUUCCGUUUCAGCAAGUCACUGUCACUUGAACUGCUUCAGUAUAACUACAAACAAUUGUAUUUUCAUCGUAUCCUGCAAAGGAAUUUAUUAUUAUUAUUAUUAUUAUUAUUAUUAUUAUUAUUAUUAUUAUUAUUAUUAUUAUUAUUAUUAUUAUCAAGAAGGAGAAAAGCGGUGGUUGAAUGCAGAAUAAUAAUAGCCUGAGUGUCUCAAAGUUUGCAUUUGGACCAUUGGUUUCUUCAGCUCUGGCAAAGGAAACUUUGGAAUUUAAUUUAUUCUCUUCCUUCACCAACAUGAAAUCUGCAGAAGAAGAAGCCUUCAACUAUGCAACACCUAAUGUUAGCAUCUCACUUCCCCUCAACAUGGGAAACUCCUGCUUGUCAACAUACCACGGCAUCCAUUCCAGCCAAGUUAUGUCUUCCAACCAUCAAGCCGGGUAUAUGGACAACGGUGCCUCGGGCUACUAUCUGUCUCCUAACAUCAGGCCAAAUGGAGCCCCUACCUUGGAAAGCCCCAGGAUUGAAAUCACUCCUUACAUUGGGAUGCACCAUGGCAAUAGCCAGUACCCCCAGGAAGAAGAGAUUGAAGAAAGCAUCCCCAGUGCCAAGAGACCAAACUCAAUUGUCACCCUGACCUUGCCCAAUGCGGACAACUACAGAGAUCCCAGCUGCCUUAGCCCAGCCAGUAGUUUGUCUUCCAGAAGCUGCAAUUCAGAAGCCUCUUCCUACGAGUCAGGCUACUCAUGCAAUUAUGAUAACUCCCCACAGAACUCUCCAUGGCAGUCUCCUUGCGUUUCCCCCAAGGGCACUGCUCCAGAGGAAGCCUACCACCGUGGGCUGGCAGCCUGCACACUGCUCACCUCUCCAAGGCACUCCCCCUCCACAUCCCCCAGGACCAGUGUCACAGACGAGAACUGGCUUGGCACACGCAACUCCCGAUCAACCUCUCCAUGUGGAGGAAAGAGAAAGUACAGCUUCAACGGCGUCCCCUACAGACACCCCUCCUCCUACUCCCCGCACCACUCCCCAACCCCAUCACCCCAGACCUCCCCUCGGCUCAGUGUGACCGAUGAGACCUGGCUGAACAACACCAACCAGUACACCAACUCCGCCAUUGUGGCGGCCAUUAAUGCUCUGACCACCGACAACAUGGACAACAUGGAUGGCAUCCCUGUUAAGUCCAGGAAGACCAAUGUCGACCUUAGCCCCACCAUGAGCCUUAAAAUGGAACCAGAUGAAGAGGAGCAUGGCACAGCAGACCUGUCCCCUGAAGACUUUUCGAACAGACGGAUGCCCUUCAAAAAAGAAAACUUCUGUGGGGAAUUCUUAUCAGUGCCACAGAACCCAUACACCUGGUGCAAACCAAAAUCCUACACGAGUCCUUCACUGCCUGCACUUGACUGGCAGCUGCCGUCUUGCUCGGGACCUUAUGAACUUCAGGUUGAUGUGCAGCCCAAAUCCCAUCACCGCGCUCAUUAUGAAACAGAAGGAAGCCGAGGGGCAGUGAAGGCGUCUUCUGGCGGACAUCCUAUUGUGCAGCUCCACGGUUACAUGGAAAGCGAGCCCCUCACCCUCCAGCUGUUCAUCGGGACAGCAGACGACCGCCUGCUGCGACCACAUGCCUUCUACCAGGUCCACCGAAUCACCGGCAAGACUGUCUCUACAGCCAGCCAUGAGGUCAUGCUCUCCAACACCAAGGUGCUGGAGAUCCCACUGUUACCUGAAAACAACAUGAGAGCCAUAAUUGACUGUGCUGGUAUCCUGAAACUACGGAAUUCGGACAUUGAGCUGCGUAAAGGCGAGACAGACAUUGGGCGAAAGAACACCAGAGUGCGGAUGGUCUUUCGCGUGCACAUUACUCAACCCAACGGCCGCACCAUCUCUCUGCAGGCAUCCUCCAACCCCAUUGAGUGUUCUCAAAGAUCGGCCCAGGAACUGCCGCUUGUCGAGAAUCAGAGCAUGGACAGCUUCCCUGUGACAGGAGGGAAGAAGAUGGUGUUAAGUGGACACAACUUCCUUCCUGACUCAAAGGUCGUCUUUGUGGAAAAAGCCCCAGAUGGCCACCACAUAUGGGAGAUGGACGCAAAAGUUGACAAGGAGUCAAUCAAGUCUACUUCAUUAGUGGUUGAGGUCCCCCUGUACCGAAAUCAGAGGAUAAGCAGUCCCAUCCAGGUGAAUUUUUAUGUCUGCAAUGGAAAGAGGAAGAGAAGCCAGUGCCAGCGCUUCACCUACCUGCCAGCUAAUGUUCCAAUAAUAAAAACAGAACCUACUGAUGACUACGAGUCUGUAGCUUCUGGACUAAGCACACUAUCCAAAUCUUACUACAACCAGCAAGUCCUGACCUCCAUGAUGCCUUCGGAUCCUGGCUCCUGUCUGGUAGCCAGCUUCCCUUCCUACCAGCAGAGAAACAUUGCGAUGUCACCCUCUUCACCCACCUCCAACUCAAGUCCUAAGCUGCAUGACCUCUCCCCUUCCACCUACACCAAGUGCAAUGCCAACACUGGUCACAGUCAGCUAGCCAGUCUCCAGCAGCCCACAGCGGGUAUCCCCAUAAUCCAAGAAGUGCCCAACAAGUCUGUGGUUGUGCACCCCAACUCCCCUGACCAAUCAUCUCUCAUCAUGCUGCAGUCCCAGGUGAGUCAGCAUCUCAGCAGUAACUGUUCUCAUGGUUACCAACAAUCACUCUAUCCCAACAGUCCCUCUUCUUCUCCGGUUCCCUCUGCCGCCCAGGAGACACUUUAUGUGCAGACCUACAGCCCACCUCACCCCUCCAUGCCGAUGGGGCAGCAACCUCCUCAGCUGAAGAAAGCUCAGCAAAAUGGGUCUCCCACUAACCAGCCGGGGUCACCACCGCUCUUGCAGGAAGAGAAUAGUCAGACCUCAUUGCCUGUCAUUGUCAAGCAGGAGCCCCAAGAGCUGGACCAGAUGUACUUAGAUGAUGUAAAUGAAAUUAUAAGGAAUGAUCUCUCCAGCACUUCCAUCCAUGGCCAUGCAUAGCCACAUACAAACUACAGGACUGAAAAUUAAAAAAAUAAAAAAAUAAAUAAAAUCAUAAUAAUAAUCAUUCUAAGACUCUGAAAUGAACUGUUCUGGUGAAGAAGAUGUUAAAGAGUGGAACACUGAUCUUCCAUUGUUGUUCAAUGAUAGAAGAAGAAGACAAAGCAGCAAAGCAACCCUUCUGCCCAAUAAAGCACUAACUUCCUGGGACCACUUUUUGAAUAGUUUUAUUAGAAACUGGCAUUUUUUUAAAGGUCUGAUCUUCCAUCCAAAGAAGUUGCUCCUGAGUGGCACUGUUCUAUCUUAGAGCUAGCUGGCACUGUUUGGUCAUCAGUUGAACAGCCAUGGAUGUGCCUUAUGUAUUUAUGUAGUGAAACUGGGAUGCAAUACAACAUAGAAAAAAGAUAUUGUCUUCGUAAGUGAUUUUUACAAUACAAAACUAAUUUAAAAAAUAUUAAUGUUAUGCCUUUAUUCUGGUUUCCUUUUUCAUCAGCAUCAAAACCAUCAGGUUUUUUAAUGUAUCUUAUGCCGUAUUUGUUAUUUUCCUUUAAAGUGGCCUGUUUAUUUUUUUUUUAAUGAAUAGUUUUACACACUGCUGCACAGGAUACAAUGGUAAUUUCCAUCAUAGUGCACAAACUAAGCUCACAAUGAAGAACUGCAUAUCAUCUAAACUAGUAGCCUAUAUGGUUAAUUUACGGUACAGAGAGACUGGAGAAAUCCGUGAGGAUUUCUUAAGUUUGCUAUUUUAAAUGGCAUAGAUUUUUGCUAAUCAACAUUUUUCUUUAAUAUUGACUUAUCACAUAUACAGUGAUCAAAUGUGAGUGUACUUGCCUGCAGGGUGACUAAAAGGGAAAUAUUCAGAACUGAAUAAAGAACAGGGCUUCAAACACAGUACCUUAUUCAAGACUGAUUACAGGUAUGUGUGCCCGUAAAUACAACUUUUUUAAUUAUGCAAUUAAUAUAUCUGACAAUCAGGAUCUUUUUUUUGUUUGCCGUUUUGGAGGGGAAAAAAAGGACUUAAGCUAGCAAUAAACUGUCUGUGGAUACCAAAGCAUUCUAGCUAGUGAAGUUACUGCUUUUUGUUUGAAUCUUUUUGGCUGUUUUAGAUUAAGAAGAUAUAGUAGCUAGCUUGUUUGUGCUUCAUGAAUGUAUGCACUUGAGAUACUGAAAAACAAACUAUGGUUUGUAUAUUUUUAAUGACCAAAUGUUGUCAGUAGAUUGAGGGAACUGAUAAAUUGAAGAGGAUUGACUGCUAACUGUAAUCUCCUAUAAGAAAACCAAAUAUUUUAAUGGAAUCUGAAAAAAAUAAUAAUCUAGAUGUAUAGCUUCCUAGAGCAUGUUAUGCCUAUGAAUAGUCGUACUAGUUCCACUUGGAAUACAGUUAACGGUUUAUUAUAUACUUAUGAAUGAAACUGUACUUUUUCAGAUUGUGUGUAGAAUAGUCUGUGGCAUGGUUUGAUAUAUGAAAUUAGUAAAAUAUUGUGCCUUAGUCAGUCAUGGUUUCCGCUAGAUGUGGCUAUACUUUACACAUUCAUGGUUUGUCAGGGCUUACAAUACUGAAGCACAAAGUGAAAUGUAUUUCCUCUGAAAUUUUACAUAUUUAUGGGGAUUUUAAAAUGAUGUUUGAUGUAUUCAUGGUGUCUUUGAAAACAAAAAGUAAAUCAAAUAAAAGCCAUAUUGGUAAUAUUUGCACAUUACUGUGAAGACUAUAAUAUAGUAUGGCUUUAACUUUAAAGACAUUUGUAUAGUUUUCCAAAGCAACUUGUUGCAACAGUCCCUGUUAAUCAUAGCUGUGACUUACUGGUUCUUUUGUCCAUAAAAAAAGAAUAGAUUUUGCAUGCCAUGUUUCUUUUAAAACAUAUCUUUUAAAUCAUAUGCCCUCUUCAGAACCUUGCUGAGUGCAUUGUUAAACUCUCCAGCUUCCAGCAUUCAGUCAGAAGACAAAAAACAUCAUUAAAUGUGUGCCAUUCAGAAUUUCAAACCAGACAUACUGCUGAAACACCGUUUUCUAUGGAAAGCAGACUUUUUGAUCAAAAAAAAAUUAAUUUAAUUAGCUCAGAAUCAAAUUUCUCAUAAUUAGAUCUUCUGCAAAUUUCCAUUCACAUACACUAGCAUUCUGUUUCUCAUGCUGGCACAAACUUCAAUGUUGUUUGUUCUGAUUUGUAUACUGUGUACUGUAUGCUUGACCAGUGACUUGUGCUUAUCAUGCUUUGGUGUAUAAUGAGUGCCUUCAUUUUGAAUCUAAGACCUUAUUUGUAUAUGGAGGUGAGAGAGGUGGGGACAGGAAUAAAGUGAAAUACCACUGGUGAUGCACCACUGGCUGAGAUGAUGUGUUAUGAAGACAGAAGCUGUUGUUUAAGUUGCAAAAAGAGAAUGUGGGUAUGUUUAUGCAACGCGUUUUUGCUGCAAGGAGUGUCUUGCCAUCGUCAGAUUGGAGCUGGGUAGUUCUUGUAAUCUUUCACGCUGUCAUGUUCAAACUUUCCUUCUGCUUUGCAGUAAAGCUAUUCCAGAAAUAAAGGGAAAAAAAGUGCAAGUGAGCUUUCUGCAUUUAAAACUGAAAUAACCCUCUCCUUAGUGACAAAAUCCAUGCAGGGUGCAGUCUGGUCUUGCCACACAUCCCUGCAGUCCAGUCUCAGAAUAGCUCUUCUAUUAAAAGAUAAAGUCACACCUUUUUUUCUGAAUCUUUCUGUUGAGUUGUUGAAAUAUUUAAAUAUUAGGUGGUUUCCGCUGACUCGUAAAAUGUAACAUUUGCUAAAUAUAAU